UUUUUUUCCAAGUACGGUCCCAGUUCUCACCCCGGCUUGGACUCUAGAGUCGAUAAAGUGGACUAAUGAAUGACCAAGAACCCUAAAUCAUCCUCAUGGAGGAUACCAAAAACACAGCGAUUUUCGCCACAAUUACUAGCAAUUUUCCCUUGUAAAUGCCUUCAGUUUACGCCAUUACUCGACACUACUCUAUAACCUCCACCCCUCCUGCUCACAAUUUCACUGCACCUUUUUCUUUUUGGUAUUUGGUUAGAUGGGAAAUGUUAAUCAGAAACCCCAACCAAAUUCGCAAACCCUUCAACAAAUUGAAGAAGAAGAAUCAGCAUCAUCGACAUUCACCUGCGAGAUUUGCAUAGAACCCGUAACACUCCCGAACAAGAAAUUCAGGAACAGCAACAGAUGCGUCCACCCCUUUUGCACCGACUGUAUGAUCAAAUACAUCCAAGUGAAGCUCGAGGACAACGUAUCAGACAUCAAAUGUCCAGCUCUCACCUGUGAUCACUCCCUCGAGCCCCUCUCAUGUCGCCCAAAGAUUGCACACCAACUGUUCGACAAAUGGUGUGACGUACUCUGCGAGUCGGCGGUGCUAGGGCUUGAUCGGGUUUACUGCCCUAACAGAGAUUGUUCGGCUUUGGUUAUCAACGAGUGUGGUGGCGAAGGUAAUUUAAAGCGAUGUGUAUGUCCUAAUUGUAAGAAAGCCUUCUGUUUCCGAUGUAAGGUUCCAUGGCAUGCUGGGUAUAGGUGCGAGGAGAGUGGUGAAAUGAGGGAUCGAAACGACAUCGCUUUUGGUGUUCUUUCUGAGAGGAAUCAAUGGAUGAGGUGCCCUAUGUGCAGACACUGUGUUGAACUUGUCAAAGGUUGUGCCAUUGUUAAAUGCAGAUGUGGAAUUGAAUUUUGUUACAAAUGUGGAAAAAAGGUGGAUCACCAUUGGUGCAAUUGUCGAAGAUCAUCUACAUUUUGCAUGUGGAUUUUUCACUUGUGCAUAGUGAUUUUGGUUCUAUGGCCAUUUUUUCUUCUAUUUACAGCUAUAACAAGAAAAGGCCACCAUUGAUUUGACUCAUAGAAGAAGAUGAUAUUAUAUCAUAGAGGUCUUUUAAUGAUUUUCAUAUUAUAUCAUGCGAGAGAAUGUAAAUAAAAAAUUGCUAAAUACAAGCUUGGUUAUCAUAUUAGAAUAAGUCUUGAAGCCCUCUUUCUCUCUAUGUAAAGAGU
Messenger RNA from Lactuca virosa, 1209 nucleotides. NCBI's taxonomy places the organism in Eukaryota, Viridiplantae, Streptophyta, Magnoliopsida, Asterales, Asteraceae. The record is from the annotation of a GenBank genome assembly.